Cydia amplana is the source of this 1239-nucleotide messenger RNA. Its product is annotated as acidic mammalian chitinase-like. The record is from RefSeq and is a predicted model, not a curated record. NCBI's taxonomy places the organism in Eukaryota, Metazoa, Arthropoda, Insecta, Lepidoptera, Tortricidae. Gene Ontology annotation, cellular component: extracellular region. Gene Ontology annotation, molecular function: chitin binding; chitinase activity. The transcript has 9 exons. Gene Ontology annotation, biological process: carbohydrate metabolic process; chitin catabolic process. Bases 1 to 1227 code for a protein of 408 amino acids.
AUGAAGGUUUUAGUAGUCUGCGCGUUGUUGUGCCUCGGCGGUAGCCUCGCUGCUGCGAGCGGCGUAGUGGUGUGUUACUACGGUGAAUGGGCUAACGAGAGGGCUGGAGUCGGCCGCUUCGGAGUGAGUGACCUGCCCACUGAUCUCUGCACGCAUAUCGUCUAUUCGUUCCUCUUACCUAACGGAACUACGGGAGGCAUUAUUCCUCCUACACAAACUACUUACGAGGGAAAGGGCAAUUAUGUCGCUGACCUAAUUGCGUUAAAAGAGCAGAAUGCCGAUUUGAAAAUCAUGGCUGCUAUUGGUGGUUGGAAUGAAGGCUCAGCUAACUUCUCAGCGGUUGUCAACAACGAUACUUUGAGGGCAACCCUAGUCAGUAACUUGUACAACUAUAUUGAUACCAACGGCUUCGAUGGUUUGGACGUGGACUGGGAGUACCCUGCACAAAGAGAAGGAGCAUCAGACACUGACAAGCCAUUCUUCCUUGUAAGCAAUCGGCUUUUCGAGGAGUUGUUUAGUCUGUGCAUUUUUCAGGAACAAUUCGUGACUUUUAUCAAGGAGUUGAAGGAAGCAUUCACAGAGAAAUCUUAUCUGUUAACCGCCGCCGUCGCCGUCACCCAGGCCAACAUCGAUUUGUCCUACAACGUCACUGGACUUAACGAAUACCUGGACUACUUCAACCUGAUGCUGUACGAUUUCUACGGCUCUUGGAAUACUGAGACUGGAGUAAACGCGCCUCUCUACGCUCAGUUAACUGACGACCCCUCCUUAAAUUUUAAUGUUAACAACUCUGUCCACGUCUGGAUCAACAACGGCGCGACUCCCUCUAAGCUGGUGUUGGGUAUGGGAGCGUAUGGCAAGACCUUUAACCUGACCAGUCUGAACAACACUUCGACCGGAGCGCCAAUCACCGGAAUUGCAUUAGGCGGCCCUUAUGUUGCAGAAGAUGGAACUUACAGUUACUAUGAGAUUUGCGAAGACCAAAUCAACAACGCCGCAGAAUGGAACAUUACCGAGGUUGAGGGCAACUACGUGUAUGCUAAUAAGGAUCUAUUCUGGGUCGGCUACGACAACCCCAACACUAUUACGGCUAAGGCACAAUACGCCAAGACCAUGGGCCUGGGAGGUAUCAUGUACUGGGCUGUAGACUUGGAUGACUUCGGUGGCAUCUGCGGAGAUAAGUACCCGCUCAUCUCAGCGGGCAUUGCUGGGUAUAACUCUGUUUAACUUUAGCAAAAG